Molecule: messenger RNA, 6779 nt
Organism: Acipenser ruthenus (sterlet)
Lineage: Eukaryota; Metazoa; Chordata; Actinopteri; Acipenseriformes; Acipenseridae
Product: period circadian protein homolog 2-like
Exons: 24
Coding region: 373-4683 (1436 amino acids)
Biological process (GO): negative regulation of transcription by RNA polymerase II; circadian regulation of gene expression; entrainment of circadian clock by photoperiod
Cellular component (GO): nucleus; cytoplasm
Molecular function (GO): transcription cis-regulatory region binding; transcription corepressor binding
Source: RefSeq, a predicted model, not a curated record
UCUCUGGCACAGAUCCAUGGAAACACAAAGCUCUCGCAGCCAAUAGGAUUGCCUGCAAGGAAUGGGCGUCACGUUCAGUAGUUGAGUAUCUGCAGACAGUGUUAGAGCAGAGCUCAGUCUGGUUUAUGUGAUUUUGUCAGUAGACGUAUCAAAUGUAAGAUAGGAAUUCUGAAUAAAUUGACAAGAGUGCGGCACAGCUUUUCCAUUAAAGAAAAAAAAAACUCAAGACGGACAGUCAAGGUUUUUUUUUUACAUUCAGAUACUCAAAAUUCCUGCUUCUCAACAUGGAGUGAGAGCCAGCUUUCAUUGGAAGCGAGGUGAUAUAAACGGGUUGUGUUUUGCCUGCUUGCAUUUCAAACCUCCUAACAUCCGAUGUCUGAAGGCUAUCUCUACUCCACCUUGGAGGGGCAGAGCUCUGAGCGGGACCCUGAUUUUGAAGAUGCCCCAGCGUGUUCAGCGUCCAGACCCCGGCUGCACAGAAUGAGCAGCUUUUCAGAAGCCAGGCAUGAGGAGGCAGAGCUUGUGCUUCACUCCGAUGGCAGUGACAGCAGCCAGGACAGGAGAGCCCCCUCGCCCAGGCAGGGCUUGCACAGCGACAUGGAGAUGACGAGCAGCGGCUCCAGCGGCAACGACUCCCACGGGAAUGAAUCCUCAGGGAGUUCCAGUGGGAACGGAAAGGAUUCUGCGCUGUUGGAAUCUUCAGAGAGCAAUAAAAGCGCGAACUCCCAGAGUCCGUCCCCACCCAGCAGCUCCAAUGCAUUCAGUCUCCUCAGCGCCAGUUCUGAGCCUGACAACCCAUCCACUAGUGGCUGCAGUAGCGAAGAGUCUGCGAAGGCCAAGACUCAAAAAGAGUUGCUGAAAACUCUUAAGCAGCUGAAAGUACGCCUCCCUUCUGAAAAGAGGGCCAAAGGGAAAUCCAGCACGCUGGCUACACUGAAUUACGCACUGCGCUGUGUGAAGCAAGUCAAAGCUAAUGAGGAGUACUAUCAGUUGCUCAUGAUCAACGAAAGCCAGCCCUCCGGUCUUGAUGUUUCCUCUUACACCAUUGAAGAGAUCAACAACAUCACAUCUGAGUACACGCUGAAAAACAAUGAUAUAUUUGCUGUGGCUGUCUCUCUGAUCACAGGGAAGAUUGUUUACAUCUCCGAUCAAGCUGCAUGCAUCCUGAACUGUAAGAGAGAGGUGUUCAGGAAUGCCAAGUUUGUGGAGUUCCUGUCGCCACAAGACGUGAGCGUGUUCUACAGCUUCACAGCACCUUACAGGCUGCCUUCCUGGAGCAUGUGUUCUGGGGCCGAGUCUUCUCCUCCAGACUCCAUGCAGGAAAAAUCUUUUUUCUGUCGCAUCAGCGGAGGGCGAGAGCGAGCAGGAGAAAUGCAGUACUGCCCGUUCCGGAUGACUCCUUACCUGAUGAAAGUACAGCACUCUGAACAUGCUGAGGACCAUUUCAGCUGUCUGCUGCUUGCAGAAAGAGUACACUCUGGAUAUGAAGCACCCAGGAUUCCUGCAGAUAAGAGGAUCUUUACCACCACCCACACCCCGAGCUGCAUGUUUGAGGAUGUGGAUGAAAGAGUGGUGCCACUGCUGGGUUAUCUUCCUCAGGACUUGAUAGGGACACCUGUGUUGCUGUAUCUGCACCCCAGCGACAGGCAUUUGAUGCUGGCUGUCCACAAAAAAAUUUUGCAGUGUGCAGGGCAGCCCUUCGCAGAUCAUUCUGCAAUUCGGUUCUGUGCUCGGAACGGAGAAUAUGUUACUAUGGAUACCAGCUGGUCUAGUUUUGUCAACCCUUGGAGCAGGAAGGUGUCGUUUAUCAUAGGAAGACAUACAGUCAGAACUGGUCCUGUGAAUGAGGAUGUCUUUGCCGCUCCGCCGUUUACAGAGGGUAAAAUAAUCGAUUCUGAUAUUCAGGAAAUCACAGAGCAGAUUUACAGGCUUUUGCUCCAGCCGGUGCACAGCCAUGGCUCCAGUGGGUAUGGGAGUUUAGUAAGCAACGACUCACGUGAGCAUUUAAGAAGCGUGGCUUCAUCCAGUGAGAGCUUUGGUCAUCUAAAUGAAGAGUCACAAAAGGAGAAGCCUAGAACAUUUCAAGAGAUCUGUAAAGGUGUACACAUGCUCAAGAACCACGGGCAGCAGGUCUUUAUUGAGUCCAGAGCCAAACUGGAGCCGAAGAAACACAGCUCUGCUGCUGAACCACAAAAGGACUCAAAUGUGAGGACCAAAGACACUCUCCUGAUCUCUGGGAAUGGUAAUGCAACAGGCAUUUCUGAGAAAACCACCAACUCUGAAGAGAUAAGCAAUAAGGAACAGACCGUUUAUUCCUACCAGCAAAUCAGCUGUCUUGACAGUGUUAUCAGGUUUCUGGAUAGCUGUAAUAUCCCAGUCACUGUUAAGAGGAAAUGUGUGUCCUCCUCCAACACUGCAUCUUCCAACUCUGACGAAGACAAGCAGGGUGUCACUGAUGACAGCAUGCAUGUUUCUCAAGCAGACCCGCCCUUGUUAGACCAUCAAGCUGAUCUUGCUUCGUUGAAGUCGCCUGAAAACGCUUCUGCAGCAGCGGUAGUUGGCGCUUCACUGACACCACUUGCUUUACCCAGCAAGGCUGAAAGUGUUGUGUCCAUUACCAGCCAGUGUAGUUACAGCAGUACUCUUGUUCAUGUUGGGGACAAGAAACCACAGCUUGAAUCCGAAAUAAUGGAAGAGGGUCCAAGUGGUAUUGAACCGGUGGAGAGCCAGCCCCCUCCCCCUCCAGCCAGUGCGGUGCCAGCGGUGAGCCAGGAGAAGGAAGCUUACAAGAAGCGGGGCCUCACCAAAGAGGUGCUGGCAGCGCACACGCAGCAGGAGGAGAAAGCCUUCCUCAGCAAGUUCAAGGAGCCCCAGGGGAUGCGCAUGUUUCAAUCUCCUUGCAGCUUCUACCUGCAGGAGAAGCACAAGGGGCACAAAUGUGCACAAGGUACACAAACACCCAGACAGAGAGGGCAGGAUGCCACAAAACCCCCCUUCAAGAAGGCAGGGAGAAACAAGAAAACCAAGUCUAAGCGUGUGAAGCAACGUGACUCAUCAGAUAGCACCUCUUCACACAAUCAGCAGCCACACAGGCCCCCUCUUGUGGGCCUAAACCACACCCCCUGGUCCCUUUCAGAAACCUCUCAGUCCAGCUACCCUGCUAUGUCCUUCCCCACAGUUGUGCCAGCUUACCCAAUGCCAGUCUUGACUGCACCAGGAGCUAUACCUCCUGCCACCAACCCAUCUAUGUCUGGCUUUGGGGAUGGGCAGAGUGCCCAGGACAAUUGCAGCCAAAUGCAGCCGCCACAGUAUUCGGCACCUUUAGUUACUCCAAUGGUGGCAUUCAUGCUCCCAAAUUAUAUGUUCCCGCAGAUGAACAGUGCAGUCCAGUCGUCCUUUUACCCCGGACAGCCCUCUUUCCCCCCACAUCCAACAUUCUCAGCCCAAGCUGCGUUCCCCGUUCCGCCGGCAUUCCCAGGACAGCCCCAGUUUGGCGCUCCCAAUCCCAAUGUUUUCCAGGCGUACCCCCAGUUUCCUGGGCAGCCGUUCCAUUACAACAUGCCGAUGGAGAGUGAGCAGCGCGAUGGGCCGUCCCGCUCCUCUACCCCCCAGUCGGUUGGGGCGCAGGACCAAGCCUCUCCACCUUUGUUCCAGUCGAGGUGCAGCUCUCCUUUGCAACUGAAUCUCCUGCAGCUGGAAGAGACGCCCAAGAGGGUGGAGCGGCAGGAAGCGGGACCUUCUGCCAUGUCCCUAGGGGUUGCUGGGACUGCGGGAGACAGAGACAAAGGAGCCGCCAUGAGCAAGGAGCCAGAGAGCCUGGCACACAUUCACCCUGCUGUAGUAAACUCGUAUGGAGCACCUGCCAAUAUCCCUAUUCCCUCUGGAUCCUUUUAUUCCAAGGAUCAGGUGUUAAAAUCAGAAGAAAACCUUGCAUGGGAUAAAGUGAGCUGUAGAGGUUGUUGGAACAUUGAGGGAGAAUCCCCAGGUGAAGGCCAGGUCAGUGAUGUCCACUCCACCUCCAGCGAUCUGCUUGACAUUCUGCUGCAGGAAGACUCGCGGUCAGGCACAGGGUCGGCCGCCUCAGGCAGUGGGAGGUCAGCAGACUCAGGGUCCUUGGGCUCGGGCUCCAAUGGGUGUGGCACCUCAGGCAGUGGCACAGGGAGCAGCCAGACCAGCAAUACCAGCAAGUACUUUGGAAGCAUCGACUCUUCUGAGAACGACCACCAGCUGCAAGGCAAGACCGGCAUGGAAAUGAAAGAGGGCACUGGCUUUGUUAAAUAUGUCCUCCAGGAUCCAAUGUGGCUGCUGAUCUCUAAUGCAGACGAUUCGGUCAUGAUGACUUAUCAAGUGCCGACACGAGAUUUCGAGACGGUUCUCAAAGAAGACAGAGACAAGCUGAAACAGAUGCAGAAAGCCCAGCCCAAGUUCAGGACGGAACAGAAGAGUGAGCUGGUGGAAGUUCACCCUUGGAUGAAGAAGGGUGUCCUGCCUGAAGCUCUCGAUGUCGCAGAAUGCCUUUGCUCUGUGGAGAGUACUCAAGGUGGUGCAUCCACUGCCUUUGACGUGGAUAUACAGAACAUUGAACUCUGUGCAAUGGUCGAACCCAGUGAGGAGGGCAGUUUGAGGACACUGAGUGUUACAAACGAAGAGCAAAUGCAUGCAGAAGCAAGUCCAAUGUCCUAACAGCAAGACAGGCAAUUAAUGAGAAACAGACUCAGAACCAGAAAUAGAAAGUGAUUGUAGCAAACUAGCAAACAAAAUAAUGUCAUGAAUCUUACUUGUUUGGGUCUCCCUUUAGCUGCAUAAGUUUCCAAUAUUGAGUUUAAGACCUGCAAAUACAGCUAACAUGUAUAUUUCGUUUUAAACAGAAUACCUUGGACUACAUUGAAAAGCUCUGUUUUCAUGCCCUUUUUUCUCAGGAAGUUACACUUGCACUUCUAGCUCAUUUCACCUCAGCAGUGUCUUCUAUCCAGGUCAAAGAAUACUACUGGCUGAAAGCAUGUCAGUCAACAGGGGAAGCAGCUGGUUGGUUAAUGACUGGAAAUUCUAGAAUCGAAGUGCAACACUAUGUGAAAGCAAGGCUUUCUGUGAUCGAGUGCAGGACCAGAUCUAUCAUGUUUUAAAAUAAAAUAAAAAAAAAUGUUUAUAUUUAUUUAAAAACUGCAUCUAGGGACCUAUAUGAAGAACGGCAGUGGACAACAGUAAGAAAUAUAUAUAUAUUUUUUUUUCUUUUGCUGCAAUGUUGUGAGAUCAGUACUGGUGUAAGUGCAGUGAAACCUGCAUUACAGCUUCACUGAAGGGACUGCUAGAGAGUGCUUAAUGCUUAUUCAAAGUGUGUCAGUCAUUCACUUGUAUUGGAAGAGGGGAUGGCUGUUUUUGGAUUCGCUGAACACUGACUAGUAAGAUCAGGUGACCAUAAAUACAGGUUUUACUGUAUGUAUUAUAAAUAUUAGUUUAGUUAUUUACUCUGCAUCCAAUUGGUUAGGUAUGUAUUUGUGUUAACCAUAACAUUCAGUGCUGGUUAACUGUGAGAGAACACUUGAUAUUUUAUACUGGUUUUGCCACUCCUUUUUUUUUUUAAUCUUUCUAUCACUGCUUUUGUUUUAGGAGUUCCUCGUUUGCUCUCUGUUACAGCCUUGAUCUUAUGUCUUCUAUUUUAUUUUGUAAUUUUGGUUUUUAAAGGUAAUUUAUUGAGUGGUCAGUAAACACAACAACGGCGUAAUUGAAUCUGGUUGAACUUUGAGACAAUCAGUGUUAUUCAUUCUUGUCUGCGUGAAAGUGAAGUGCAGUAUAGUGUGUCUACAGUGACCAGGUAUGCAGGAUAGUUGCAAGCAAUUUUACAUUGUGGAGCAAAACAAAAAGUAUAGUAAGGAUGAAUUUAAACUAGGCGCCUCAUGUUUAAACUAACCAGCAAACUGUAAAAUAUGCACCGCGCAGACGUUUCAUGUUGUGUUCUCUUAACAUCAUGUCAUUGUUUUGAUGCAUCUUAAAGGAAUACACACUCGCUUGUUGCCUGGACAGACAGAAACAGCCACAUAUUUAAAGAAUAUAAAAUGGAAAUGCUACCUGCGAGGAGUAAGUGUGUGGGGACAUGGUGUUGCAAUAAGAAAGCAUCAGUAUUUUAACUGUGUCACAUCCUUCUUUUGGGAUUGACUCCUAACAGUGGUAAAGGGAUUAUUCAGAUGCAACAAAAGUGUUUCACACUCUUGACAAAAUAUGUGUGCUGAUCUAAAUGUACAUUUGAGCGUUAUGUACCUGUACGUGCUCUAGUUCCAGUGUAUUUGUUUGUCUACAACUUGAAGAAUGGGGUAACUUGUUAGCAGUAACUAAUGAACAUUUUAAAAGCUGUGGAAUUGAAAGCAUAUGCAUCUUUUAAGUGUUGUUGGACAAAGCCUACAUGCAAGUUUGUUAGUUCAUAAAACAAGGUUUGGGGGGUCAUUUGUACAGUUUCAGAGCAAAUAAAGAAGGCUAUGAAAAAAGGUCAAUGUGUCUCAUGUAUCCAGGGUUACUGUAUCUAAUUGAAUUGCUCCGAGGGAGGAUCCAUAUUAUUUGGGUCACAAUUUUUUACCAAUGAUUUAGCCUUUGUCCUAGGCAAUAUAGAUUAACCUUUUUCAUCUGCCUUGUAAACCUUUCAUUAAAAUACAGACGUCAUUACCCUACACUACAGCACCACUGCUACAAUAUUGGCAAGUAGAGUGCUGUUCAAUUCACAGUCAUUAUUAAAAGUCAAUUCGCUCUGCCUCAUUUCCCUGCUUUUAUCCAAUGAAUGCAGAGUGUGG